Molecule: messenger RNA, 1175 nt
Organism: Drosophila nasuta
Lineage: Eukaryota; Metazoa; Arthropoda; Insecta; Diptera; Drosophilidae
Product: trypsin-1
Exons: 3
Coding region: 129-1124 (331 amino acids)
Biological process (GO): proteolysis
Molecular function (GO): serine-type endopeptidase activity
Source: RefSeq, a predicted model, not a curated record
AUAGCAUAUUUUAGGUGACACUAUUUACAUUUAAAAAUAUUUUAAGUAAUAUUUAUUAAGUACACAUGUAUUAGAAUCGAGCGACUAUUGAGAUCGUGCAAAAAAAACAUGUUUACUACAUUAUAACAAUGAAUAUUAUAUGUUGCAUAGUAAUUCUAAUGUUGACUAUUGAUAAAGGUGUCACAAGUGCCGAGCAGCUUAUCACAUAUAAUAUUUCCCAAAGUAAUAAUUCCGUUUACAAUCCCAGUUCGCGAAGAACCAGUAAAUUUCUCUUCGAUACCAUUUUCCGAAUUAGUUCCGGAGUAUCAAAUGCCUUUGGCUUUGAAACGGAUGAUGAGACGGAAUAUGUAGAAAACGAAAAUCUAUCAACUUGUGAUUGUGAUUGUGGUUUUUCAAAUGAGGAAAUAAGAAUCGUCGGUGGUAAACCGACCGGAGUAAACCAAUAUCCAUGGAUGGCUCGCAUCAUUUAUGAUGGCAAAUUUCACUGUGGCGGAUCAUUAUUAACUAAGGACUAUGUUCUCUCGGCGGCUCAUUGUGUCAAAAAGUUACGCAGAUCGAAAAUUCGAAUUAUAUUCGGAGAUCACGAUCAAGAGAUUACUUCUGAGUCGCAGGCAAUUCAAAGAGCUGUCACUGCGGUUAUCAAGCAUAAGAGCUUCGAUCCGGACACCUAUAACAAUGACAUUGCACUAUUGAGGCUUCGAAAGCCAAUAGUUUUUUCAAAGAUUAUCAAGCCUAUAUGUUUGCCCCGCUAUAAUUAUGAUCCAGCAGGUCGAAUUGGCACCGUCGUUGGCUGGGGUCGAACCUCAGAAGGCGGCGAAUUGCCCUCGAUUGUGAAUCAAGUUAAAGUUCCGAUAAUGUCGCUUGCCGAAUGUCGCAAUCAGAAGUAUAAGAGUACACGAAUAACGCCAACUAUGCUGUGUGCUGGAAGACCACGCAUGGAUUCAUGUCAGGGCGAUAGUGGAGGACCCCUCUUACUAUCAAAUGGAGUGAAAUACUUUAUUGUAGGCGUCGUAUCCUGGGGUGUAGGUUGUGGAAGAGAAGGUUAUCCUGGUGUUUACACACGCAUCAGCAAAUUUAUUCCCUGGAUAAAAGCUAAUUUAGAAAAUACUUGUUUGUGUUCAUAGUUAAUCGUUGCUGCACUCUUAAACAAAAAAAAAUAAAUUAUUGACAAACCA